GAGGACUUGUUUCCCCGGGAAUUCUGGGAAGUGUAGUCCCAGUUGCCUACACAGUCCUCAGUCCUGCGCGCCAGACGGAAACUACAUUUCCUAGAAGCUUUUUCGUUAAGAGAUGCGGGGCUGACGGGCGGCCCAGGCCUCCCCCUGCUCCCAGAGGGAAGGAAGCCGGGACUCCUCUCAGCUGAAGAUCGAGGAGCACAAAGCUACGAGGGGCCUCAGGACAGUGGCUGAGAUGACAAAUAAGUAAGAUGAAGAGGCUGUUCAAAUAGAUGUGUCUGUUCAGUUGUUGGGAUUGGGGAUCAUGGAUGAAGAUCGGUUAAUUGAACAAGCCCUGGAUCGGUUUAUUAAUUGCCAUGAGCAGACAUAUGAAGAAUUUUUGAAUACUUUUACUCAUCUUUCAAAAGAUCAUCAAGUGAUCAGGAACAGAACUCCUGGAGCCGACUCCUCAGGAAGCAGCUUUGCCACGGGUGUGUAUCCUGGAGCUCAGAGCAUCAGGAAUGAGUGCCUUUCUCUCCAUCCUAUAGCACAGCCUCCAGAGGAAGAGCAGAUCGCUAUCGAUGAAGGACAGAAAGUUGGCAUUUCCACUCAAGGCGACCGAAAUCGGGUCGGAAAGGUGAAGAGUACUCGAGGAGAGCACUGUGGAGGCUCAGGGACCUUUGGCAGAUCUAUUAGACUUAGCAGCACAGAUAACUGGUGCUCUGUGGGGCUCCCACCCCCUCCAGUGGCGAGAUUUCCAGCUCUUCAUCCCCCUCCUCCCUGCACGGUAGACAGUUUUCUAGAUUUGGAAGAUUUUGACAUGGAUGAAGAAACUGACCACAAGUUGGGCCCAGAGUUGCUGCUGCUUCCAGGAGAGGUAGAAGAGGAGGUGCGUUUCUCUGUCUCAGGCUAUGUUCCUUCUUUUGACCAGCAUUCUCACUCUGAACCGAAGACUUGUUCAGCAGAACAACUGGCAUGCAGGCAUUUGAAGGAGUGGUGCAACCUCGACAUGAAAGGCAGAGACACUUUUGACAGCCAUCCCUCUCGACCCCACAAGAACAGCUUCCCGGAGAUAAAAGCUUCAGAUAGUGGGGACAUUCCCACCACUGAACACUCUCUUGUGGGUGAGUGA
Phascolarctos cinereus (koala) is the source of this 1108-nucleotide messenger RNA. RefSeq names its product intraflagellar transport associated protein (gene IFTAP). The record is from RefSeq and is a predicted model, not a curated record. Gene Ontology annotation, molecular function: intraciliary transport particle A binding. Gene Ontology annotation, cellular component: cytosol; 9+0 non-motile cilium. NCBI's taxonomy places the organism in Eukaryota, Metazoa, Chordata, Mammalia, Diprotodontia, Phascolarctidae. Gene Ontology annotation, biological process: acrosome reaction; spermatogenesis.